AUGUACAAGAAAGGAGUUGUCCUGCAUCUGCAUCGCUCGACCCCUGAGAAUCCCCCUCCCCGGAAUCUCACAGCAGCCAAUCAUCCGCUGCGCGCCCCUGUACGAUUCAGCUGCCAGCCUGCCAGUGCCCGAACGGGGUUGGAGAGCCGGGGAGCCGCCCUUCCAGAGCCGGAUCUGGAGCUUCUGGUUUUCCAAUACUCCUACUUGAAAGCCGAUCGUCUGAAUGUUGUGCCGUCUCUUUUCCAGGGACUGUGCGCCUGGACUACCUCUGCAUUGCUUUUUUCAACCCUGAAUUCUUUCGCCGGAAUCUAUGCCACGUUCAUCGUGAGGGGCAUUACUGCAAGGCAGCUGUGGCUCGAUAUCAUGUUCGCACGCUAA
Amorphotheca resinae ATCC 22711 is the source of this 378-nucleotide messenger RNA. RefSeq lists its product as hypothetical. Lineage: Eukaryota; Fungi; Ascomycota; Leotiomycetes; Helotiales; Amorphothecaceae. The record is from RefSeq and is a predicted model, not a curated record. The transcript has 2 exons. Bases 1 to 378 code for a protein of 125 amino acids.